Messenger RNA from Sitophilus oryzae (rice weevil), 2296 nucleotides. RefSeq lists its product as uncharacterized. The record is from RefSeq and is a predicted model, not a curated record. Bases 267 to 1751 code for a protein of 494 amino acids. Lineage: Eukaryota; Metazoa; Arthropoda; Insecta; Coleoptera; Curculionidae. The transcript is spliced from 2 exons.
GGGAAUUCAAGAGAAGCGAUACGCCCUCUGGUGGCUCUAAAAUCAACUGGUUUCUGCCACAUUAUUUCCUAACCUUACUUUUAUAUCGAUUGUUUAUCUAAUGUUUACACUCAUUUUGUGUCUUUUUCAAAAUUAUAUUUGUUUUUCUGUUAUCGCGUGUUGUGUUAGGAUUAGAAAUAAAAAAAAACGCGUCGAACGUAUAACCUCCUCUUUUUUUGAAGUCGGUUAAAAAAGGAGAAACGACCAGUGAACCAGUGUACCAAAGCAUGGCGUUCAAUAACAAUUUUUGUUGUGUGCCACAGUGCAAAUCCUGGGCCAAAAAAGACCCUGAAGGAGAAUUAAGCUUUCACAGAUUUCCCAAAAAGGAUGCUAGGAAAGUUUAUGUCGAAAAUAAGAUGGGAAAGUGUUUAAUGGAUCAAAGAAAAGCUUGGAUAUUGAAACUUAAAAUUGGCAAGCAAGUUUCCGAAACUAUGAAAGUGUGCUCUCUUCAUUUUGUCAAGGAUGAUUAUUUUAACAAAGGGUUAACCACACAAAGGGGUAGAGUUCUCAAAAAGACUGCAGUACCUUCUCAAAAUCUUCCCAUUUCUACAGUUAGUUCAGCAAAAUCUGCAACUGCAACAUCAUCAUCUGAUCGUGCUUCUAGAUACAAAAAGAGAAAAUUGUCCAAUCAAAACGAAACUGAUUUAUGUACGAGCACAAAUGAGGACUCCAAUGAAGAUGACCAAGAUGAUGAAGCAGGUAGCUUAAUAGAUUUGCUGAAAUCUACACCAGAUGUUAGUGAUAAGGAAGUAGAUAGUGUGCUUUUACAAAACAGGAAAGUGACUGUGCGAGAUUCAGAAGUGCAAGUGGACACACCUAAAAUCAACACACUGAGUGAUUUACUAAAAACCGAUUCUGCAUUAAGAAGUUUUACAGGCAUUAAUAAUUUUCAAAUUCUAGAAUGUAUUGUGGAAAUAGUAAAAAAAAAAUUUACAAUUGAUACAAGAUCACAUCGUCUAGAUGUGCGAGAGAGAGUUCUUUUAACAAUGGCAAAAUUAAAAUUGGACUUAAGUUAUAUUACUUUGGGUGCACUAUUUAAUAUAUCUGGUCAGCUGUGCAAAACAUAUUUUUUUGAUUUUUUAACAAUUCUAAGUCAAGUGUUUAAAUCAUGUAUUUAUUUUCCUUCUGAAGAAGAAAUCUCAAAAAAUUUGCCAAAAUGUUUUGAAUCUUUUAAGAAUUGUCGAGUUGUUUUAGAUUGUACAGAAAUCUUUAUUCAAAAACCAAGCUGCUUGUGUUGUAGAAUUAAGUUUUAUUCCCAAUAUAAAAAAUCUACAACUGUCAAGUUUAUGACUGGGGUGUCUCCUGGGGGGAUAAUAACUUUCAUCAGUAAAUCUUAUGGUGGAAGAGCAUCCGAUAAAUUAAUUUUUGAGGAAAGUGACCUAAUUAAAUUGUUAACACCUAAUAGAGAUUCAAUCAUGGUUGACAAAGGUUUUCUGAUUGACAAUUUAUGUGCUAUGUAUAAAAUUAACUUAAUAAGACCACCAUUUUUACGAAACAAAAAGCAACUUACAGUUGAAGAAGCUAUUUGUAAUAAAGAAAUUGCUGCAGCACGAGUGCAUAUUGAAAGGUCUAAUCAGAGGUUAAAAAUCUUUAACAUUAUUAGUGGAAAGUUGCAGUGGUCAUUAGUUUCAAAAAUUGAUGAAAUAUUUACAAUUAUUUGUGGAAUAACUAAUCUGUCAGCUCCUAUACUAUCUGAUGAAAGAUUUUUAUAAGGAUUGGUUAUGCUUCAAUAUGUAGUUAAUUUUUUUUAGGACUAGGUUGUGGUUGUAGGUACAUAUUUUUUUAUAUUUUUAUAGUUUUUUUUUCACGAAAGUACAUGUAUUUUUGUAUUAUUUUUUGCAUUGUUUACGACAUGGUUUGAUUUAAUUUGAUCAUUAUUAUGACUUCACGGGAUGGGUUACACAAGGGGUUCAUUGGUUUUAAAAAUUAAACAAAAUUACUCCAUUAAAGACUGAGACAUUGGCCAUUUAUUUCAUCUCACAUAUUGAAUGUAUCAUUUUAUUAAAAUAAUUGUUUUUAAUUUUCUCCAACAUUGUUUUGGAAAAUUUAUAAUCAUUUUCCACCUCUAAUAUUACACAACUGUCAUCAUAAGAUGCAUAUAAACAUAAAAAACAUUUUUCUAAGUUCAAUAUGCUCAUUCCUAAUUGAAUUUGACCAUAAUAUUGGUGUUUUUUCUUAAGUGUAUAUUUCCCAUUUGAAUUUAUGAUGAAGGUGCUUGAUCCUAGACACUCUUCAAUAGACAUUGUUGCACCUGAAA